AUGACGAAAGCUGAGACGAGUGCGUUGAGCAGUGUCACUGACUCGAGCUUGAGGUUACCUUUGCACAGGUGGAAAGGACCAGGUGACCGUGCUAGUCAGUGCACAGGGAAAUGCAGGGACAGUCCCUGCAGUGAGGCCAUACUUCCCCUGCCUCUGCUCCUGGAUUUCCCGCCUCCUCCAGCGGCCCGGGAGAGUCGAGCAUCACUCCCCCUCGGGCUCCAGGUCGCUUCACCGCGUCCAACUCAGGCUCCGUCCUUAGAGGCUACCUCGCCCCGCCCCCUCUUGGCCGCCGUAAAAACGUGGCAGGGUGGAUCGCCCGGGGCAACCGAGUGGCGCUGCCCGGGCCGGACCGUGCACGCUGGGGCCGGGGUUACUGGGCCCGAGAGCGAAGUACAGGACGGCACGAAGCUGCAGCCCUGAGAGUGGGCGGGGCGAGGAUGCUUAGGAGGGUUCAAAAGGAGGUGGAGGGAUACGCGGGCCGCAGUCGGAACUACUUUCUGAAGGAGGUCACGUGUGUGCCUAGUUGGGGAACUUUCCAAAUUCCCACUCCUCUCUGAUAACUCCAGAGACAAGUGCUUUGCUGCUUUUGCUCGGGGAGCUCCCGGGUGCGGACAACGGGACCCCAGCCCCGUCCCGGUUCAGGCGAAACAAGGAGCUCAGACGAGCCUCCCGAAGGAGCGCUGUCGGGGGCGCUUGGGGAGCUGGUUACACAAGCACCCACAUCCAAGCACGUGCCCCCGCCUCCCCGCUCCGCUGCCGAUUCUUACAGAACGCGGGAGAGUCCCCGGGCUGGUCCCACUCCUCGCAUGCCACCCACAGAGCAAGCCAAAGGCCGAGACCUGA
Lemur catta (Ring-tailed lemur) is the source of this 843-nucleotide messenger RNA. RefSeq names its product killin, p53 regulated DNA replication inhibitor (gene KLLN). Lineage: Eukaryota; Metazoa; Chordata; Mammalia; Primates; Lemuridae. The record is from RefSeq and is a predicted model, not a curated record.